AAUCGGGCCGCGGCUCCCCGCCGGCGAGGUGUGAUCCGAAGCAGGCAAAGACGACGUUCGCCGCGGGACGACGAGCUGCCAAAAAGCGCCAAAUAGACGAGCGCCGGCGUCCGCUGUUCCGAGCCGGAGCUGCCGAAGAGCCGCGUCCGUCUGGGUGGAGGCGCACGGGGGUGAGCUGUGGAGCUUCGUGGGGUCUCUGGUCUUUCCACAGGAAGAGGAGAGGACCAAAUAACAUGACGAACCUUCACCUAAAAAUCAACCAACUCGUCAUCGUAUGCCUUUGUCUUUGUUUUACCGGCGCCUCAGAAACGGAGCGGAAGCUUCAUCAGAAGAUAUUUAAGAACUACAACUUGAAGGUGCGACCCGCUCGGUACUGGGAGGAGAAAGUGACGGUGAGGGUCGGAAUGACUCUGUCCCAACUCGUCAGCUUGAAUGAGAAGACUGGCGAGAUGACGACCAACGUGUUCCUGAAUCUGGAGUGGAACGACUACCGCUUGUCGUGGGACCCGAAGGAUUACGACCACAUAAAUGUUUCGAGGAUUCCCGCAAACAAGGUGUGGCGCCCCGAUGUCUACCUCAUAAACAACAACGACGGUCAAUUUGACGUAGCUUUAUACGUCAACGUCUUGGUGUACAACGACGGCACCGUCAACUGGCUUCCACCGGCCAUCUACCGCAGUUCCUGCUCUAUCGAGGUUGCGUACUUCCCCUUCGACUGGCAAAACUGCAGCAUGGUUUUCCGCUCCUACACCUACGACGCCUCGGAAGUGGAGUUGCAGUAUUAUCUGGACGACGACGGAACGGAGAUCCGCGAGAUCGUCAUUGAUGAGAACGCGUUCACGGAGAACGGAGAGUGGAACAUAUGCCACAAACCCUCAAGAAAGAACGUCAAGGACGAUCUGUACGAGGACAUCACCUUCUACCUGAUCAUCGAGAGGAAGCCUCUUUUCUAUAUCAUCAACAUCAUUGUUCCCUGCAUCCUCACCAGCGUCUUGGCUAUUUUCGUCUUCUACCUUCCCCCCGGAGCAGGAGAGAAGAUGACCCUCUCCAUUUCGGUUCUCAUCGCCUUGACUGUCUUCAUGCUGCUGCUGGCGGACAAGGUCCCCGAGACAUCGCUGGCCAUCCCCAUCAUCGUCAACUACGUGAUGUUCACCAUGAUCCUGGUGACCUUCUCCGUCAUCCUGAGCGUGGUCGUCCUCAAUUUGCACCACCGCACGCCCAGCACGCACAUCAUGCCCAACUGGGUUCGCAGCUUCUUCAUUCAUUUCCUGCCCAAGUACAUUGGCAUGACCCGGCCUGAGCCGGAGGAGUGUCUUUUGAAGGAGGACUCUUGUGACCAAACACCCGCGCCAAGCUUCAAUGGACGGCAGCCUGGAGGAGAGUACGUCUUUCGCAAGAUCAACCCCGAUCUCGUCAUACCUUGGAGAGGCAGGUGCGAGAGUCUGGUGCAGCUUCAAAGGCUUCCGGGGACGGAUGGAUUCUGUCUGAUUCUUCCGCCCAACCUGAAGUCGGCCAUCGCCGCCGUCACGUACAUUGCCGAGCAGCUGAAGAAGCAAGACACCGAUGAUUCGAUGACAGAGGACUGGCAGUUCAUCGCCCUGGUGGUGGACCGUCUCUUCCUGUGGCUUUUUGUCAUCAUCACCACUUUGGGCACUUUGGCGAUGUUCUUGGACGCCAGUUUCAACUACACGCCUGACGACCCCUUCCCAUAACAGGGCGUCAAAUCGCCCCCGUCGCGUCCGUACAACCACAGUCUCCGGGCUCGUCGUACAGUUGUUUCAUUUUAACUUCCGAAGCAGCUCGAGAUACUAUCGGACUUUCUGAUGAUCGGGGAAAAGUCCCAUUAGUUCUAACACAUUAAGAUAUUUCCUUUUGUCAUCAUCACUGAAUUUAGCAAACUACGCUAUUUGUGUUUUUAAAAAAAAAAAAGGAACAUAAAUUCACGCUAAGCUAUAGCUAAGCUAGCGUUAGCGCUGCAGACAAGAUGACGUUAGCCAC
Messenger RNA from Phycodurus eques (leafy seadragon), 1998 nucleotides. RefSeq names its product cholinergic receptor, nicotinic, beta 1 (muscle) like (gene chrnb1l). Gene Ontology annotation, cellular component: neuron projection; postsynaptic membrane; synapse. The record is from RefSeq and is a predicted model, not a curated record. Gene Ontology annotation, molecular function: transmembrane signaling receptor activity; acetylcholine-gated monoatomic cation-selective channel activity. Bases 234 to 1712 code for a protein of 492 amino acids. Lineage: Eukaryota; Metazoa; Chordata; Actinopteri; Syngnathiformes; Syngnathidae. Gene Ontology annotation, biological process: signal transduction; monoatomic ion transmembrane transport; nervous system process. The transcript is spliced from 11 exons.